UUUGAAAAUCAUUACUCAAUGAUAUUUUUCCAUUUUUUAUAUAAUUUGUGUCUUGUCUAAUUUAUUAUAACCUGUAAUUAAAAUAUAGAAAACAUAGAUUGUGAGCAAAAUUCCUAUUAAGAAGAUAUUUAUUCAAAUAAUUUUCAUGUUUUGCAUCAAGAUCUAUAAAAUAACAAAAAAUCUCUUAUGUCUACCUUUUGACGUUCAAGUAAAAACUAAUUGAAAACAAAAACGUGAACAAUUAAAAGGAUCGUCUAUGAUUUAAAGGGAAAACGUUUUCGUAUCUGACUUCUUAUAUUUCGAGGAGGAUGGUCCGCAAAAGAUGUCAUAGGAGAAAGAAAGUGCUAUUUAAACAUUAAGUAAUGGAUUUGGCCCCAUGUGUGGAUGAAAAUGACACUCCUUUUCUAAUUGAUAGUGGAACAGAAAGUAUAACAGAGAGCCCCUUGGCUGAGGAAACAGAACAUUCCGAUGACUCCACUGUGUGUGACCUUAAAAUUGAUACCUCAAAUACUAAAACCAAAGUAAAGUUAUCGACCUCUCUCCUAGACAAAUCAUUUUCCAUAGACGAAGAUGAAUUAGGUACACCCCUGGAACCGACACCUAUUUCUAAAUUCAUUGGUUCAUCCCUAUCCCUAAACAGCGUCACACCUGAAGAAACAACAUCCGAAGAAGACGAUGGUAUUGAAGAUAUUAAUCAUAUCGAUCUGGAUAAGCAUUGCAAGGAAACAGAACAGGAAGCGGUUCUUGAAGAUAACGUAAAUAUUUUGGAGGACUCAUUCAAAAGGAAGGUUGAUUUAAACGAUAAAGAAGAUGAUAGUUCUGCAGAGCUAAUAACCUUUUUCGAAACUGUUGAAGACGAAAAUGAAACAGAUAAUUCAGAUAGGGAAGAAUUCAGCUUACCUGACACUCCCCGGGCGUCAAUUUUACGGAAAUCUUCCUGUUUUGAAUCAACGCCUAAACAUCGUGUGUUUUUCCCAAAAGAUGAUUCGGUUUUGGUAAGUUGCAGAGAGCCAGAAAAUUCCUAUCCAUGGACGAUCAACGACUAUCUAGCACCCGAGGAAAUCCUUCAAAUUUACCAGGAUUCCUGUAAAAGGCACAACACUAUCGAACUAGACGCUGUCAAAUCUCAAAUACUAGAAAUCAAAAAUAACAUGAAUCAUUCUGCCACUUUUAAAUUAAACUGCAUUAAAAUCACUUUUGACGUGAACGAAACGUUAGAGGAUAUAUUAAAAGUUACCAACUUUCACACCUUAAUUUUACAAGAGUGCCAAUUCACACCUGAGACCAUGACAGAAUUCCUGAAUAUGCUAGAGUAUUACAAAUCGGCUUGCCAUAUUGAAGUAGCGAUGAAUUUUGACGACGACGACACAUGGAAGUGUUUUUGUUGUGCUUGUAGCAACAUAAUGGUGUUAGAAUCUCUGUCUUUCAAGGGCAUGGAUAUAACUGAACCUUAUACAAGGCAGCUUAUCAAUGUGAUUAAGAAUAAUUCCAACAUCACUACGCUUAAAUUUGAUGGGUGUAUGCUAGUCAAGCUUCCCACGUUCUAUUUAAUUGAAGCACUUAUGACAAAUUCUACUAUAAGAGAACUCUAUCUUCCUUCCACGGGUUUGUAUACUAAAGAAGCCGAUGCUUUGCAAAGAUUUCUUGUAAAUAAUACACAUUUAAAAGUUUUGGAUAUUAGUAAUAAUAGUUUAGGCGAUAGAGGACUGGAGACGUUGGCGAAAGGAUUGUGUAAUCAGAAAAUCGCCGGAAUUGGAUUGUCAGUGCUUGUUAUAUUCAAUAAUCAAAUCACUGAAAAAAGUGGGCCUGUUAUAAAAAAUAUAAUCAUUGAAUGUAGUAAUCUUCAUACCUUAAAUAUCGGAUUUAACAAUUUAACUGACGAUGUAUUAGAUUAUAUCAGUGAAGGGUUACCUCUAACAAAAUCUUUGGAGGGCUUAGGCUUACAGUGCACCCUUCUAACGUGCAAGGGUAUCUUAUCACUUUCCAAAGCUAUUCCCGAAAAUACUUCUCUGCAAAAAAUCAAUCUUAAAGGGAAUAAAGCAAUUCAAAUAAAAGGCGUGGAAGCUCUUUGUGACGCUCUAACAAAGUCCAAGAUAACAAAAAUCGAAAUCGACGAAAAUAACCGCUCUUGCAAUGAUCCUGAAGCCUAUUCGCAGCUGAUUAAAAAACUGAACGGUUUGUGCACCGUGAAUAAAAAUAUUGCCGAAGAUAGUAGCGAGGACGAAGAAAUUUUAAACAUCUCGCAAAAAGCAUCUCGGAAAGUGUCUUUGAGUUGUGAACCGAAAUAUGGCGGUCCUGACAAGACUUUCCAGAUUGGAUCUCCUUUCCCGUCUCCUGCUUCGAGUCCAUCACCAAGAAGCCGUUUCCAGAUAGUCAAGGUUCCAGAAAAUCGAAAGGUGGAACCUCCGACUCCUAUCAGAAGUUCCAAAUCCAGGUUUAGAGUAAGUAAGGUGCUAAUAAGUCCGGAAGACGACAUCAUUGUAGGGCGCUUUGCAAAUAUACGAAGCAGCGUUUCAUCCAACGACAGCAGUGUCGAUUCUUUAACAACUAUCCAUUUCGAUAGCGAUAGUGAGUGAGUAAACAAAUUUUGUCGCUCUUUAUCGGUAAAACAUUUCCCAGUCCUUCUUUUUAUCUUUCAAAGCGUUUACAUGUAUUUUUUUAUGCUUGUAUAUAUAUAGAGGAGGGCUUGAAUAGAUUUGGAAGGGGGGGGGGGUCAUUUUAUGGACUUCAAUUUAUUCUACGUUAUUUAUUAAAUAUUCUUUAACAAAAAAUACUUGUUGUACCUUAUAUAAAUACGUUUGUGUAUAUUUAGAAAAGCAAUUACACAGAGUAUUUAAGUACGUAGUCAAACUUCAGAAGGUGAUUCUUUGAAAUUUGGCCACAUACUUCAAUAACACCCUGUGAAGUGACUAAAAGCUAUAUAUAUAUAUAUAUAUAUAUAUAUAUAUAUAUAUAUAUAUAUAUAUAUAUAUAUAUAUAUAUAUAUAUAUAUAUAUAUAUAUAUAUAUAUAUAUAUAUAUAUAUAUCGAUUUUCUGUAUUUAGUUGUUGGAGAAUAAUAUAUAUAGCCGAAUAUACAUUAGACAACAAUACAUCUGCAGUGUGAAUCCGACUUCAUUCAUACGUGUGUUAACAGUAGUAAAUAAAUGUCUUUGGGGUUUUAUAUGUUAUAAUAUUAUCGCAGUGAAAUAGUUUCUUAGACAUAUGUAUAAACAGUUCAUGCUUUUUAUAGAGAGGGAUAAUAAUUGCAUUUAGCUUUAACAAAACAUUCUAGUUUUAAGCUCAGACGUACGUUAUUUUUUUAAUUGACGGAAUAUAAUUUUGCCAUGAUAUAACGAUUAUAAAUAGAUAAAGUACUUCAUAAAAAACCCUUAGACUAACGGCCGCCAUCUUCGAUGUGGUUGAAAAACGAAUCGGUUCAAUGACAUGCUUUAUUUAACGAUGCACUAUGUGUGCUUAUGUAAAAAGAUUUACUAUAUAAAAAUAUAUUUAUGAAAAAUUCUAGCAAGGUAUUACAGAAAAUAGUGUUAUGCGUAUAAACUUCAAUAUAUAUUUGUACAUUGAAUAAAACUUUGUAAAUAUAUCAUACAGUUUUAUAAUAUUUUGCGUUGUUAAAGUUCUUUGCUCUUUUAUUUAUUUUUAUCGAGAAAAAGAUAAGAAAAUAGGAUAUAUUUUGAGGGUCAUGUACUAUUUAUAAAAUCAAGAAGCACGGAGUAGUUAAAUUUAUUCGACGUGGAAAAAUCAAGUACAAUUUACAACUGUUAUAUAUCUAUAUAUUUUGAAUAGAGAAUUUGUAUAUUUUGGGUUUAUAGGAAGGGGAUGCCUGUUUUAAGGAUGCAAUGAUUAAUUACGAUUAUUUCUACAGGAAUUAUCAAUUUUUUGUUUGUGUAAGUAACGUGUAUUAUAACUUAAGCUAGAGUGGCAGCUGUUAUGGGUCUUUUAAAAGGCAAUUACAUGUCUGUAUAGAUUUGGUAUUUUGUUAGUUCUGUGAUACAUCUUAACUGAUGGUUUUUUCCUUAAGAUUUUUUUCCAAGUACAACAAUAUUUGUGAUGUUCCAAACAACAGAUUUCUCACAAAACCUCACUUACGAUAAGUUGUAUUACUAUUUUAAGUAUGUUAUUUCUUAAGUGGGUUUUAAGUUUAAGUUUGUUACAUACAGCUCUUAAAAAACCUAGACAAUAAGAUUUAUGAGAAGUUUAUUAUUUAGAAUAUUUUAGUUAUUUUUAAUACAUACAAUAUAUAACCAAUAGAUAAUUUUUUAUAAACCACAGAAAAAGUAAAUUUAUUGGUUUUGUUGAACCAGUGAAAAAAGGACGCUUUACUUUUAAGUAUCAGAAAAUGUUUUAAUUUUAUUUAGUGAUAUUUUGUGUGGUGUCUGAGAAGGCAAAUCGGUUACUUAGGGUUAAUGUACAUAAUUUUUUACUUAUGAAUGAAUAUCUCGUUUUUAUAUAAGCAAACUGUCAAGUUUUUUCUAAACACAGAUCGCGGCAACAUGAAACAUGUCCUGUAAAUUGUAUAAUGGUAUAAAUAAGUACAUAUAAUACAAACUAGUGUUAAUAAUUAAAUCUAUUUUUAUAUUAAUGUUGACAGGUAAUACUGGGGUUAAUGUUAGAUUUUAAGUAGCGUACAUAUUAGUGAUUUUUGGUACAAACUUAAUUGUAUUUUUUCCAUGGA
This is a messenger RNA of Sitophilus oryzae (rice weevil), 4673 nucleotides long. Its product is annotated as protein phosphatase 1 regulatory subunit 37. The record is from RefSeq and is a predicted model, not a curated record. Lineage: Eukaryota; Metazoa; Arthropoda; Insecta; Coleoptera; Curculionidae. The transcript has 10 exons. Gene Ontology annotation, molecular function: protein binding. Bases 363 to 2576 code for a protein of 737 amino acids.